Molecule: messenger RNA, 2489 nt
Organism: Panicum hallii
Lineage: Eukaryota; Viridiplantae; Streptophyta; Magnoliopsida; Poales; Poaceae
Exons: 2
Coding region: 165-1814 (549 amino acids)
Source: RefSeq, a predicted model, not a curated record
ACAGCCAGUGGAAGCCGCCGUGCCGUGUGCCGAGGCGGGCGGAGGCUAGCUACCAGCUUCCGCCGCAGCGCAGGGGAAUGCGGCGAGGGGCAGUGGGGCCGCCGCUGCGACGGUAGCUAGCUGCGGGGCUCGGCUCGGGUCCGUGGGGGCGCGGGAGGAGGGUGAUGGGGGUGUGGAGGGAGGGCGCGGGGUGGUGCUUCUGCUCCGGCGGCGGCGACGACGGGGGGCGGUCGGAGAGGGUCAAGGCGGCGAUCUUCUCCGCGAGGUCCCCCGCGCUGGCGGAGGUCAGUGGGCAGGGCAGCGCCAGCGCCAGCGGGAGCGGGCUCCUGAUCCACCGGAACCUGCUACUCACCACGCACGGCAACCUGCCCUCGGCCGCCGCUGCCGAGGACGCCGAAGCGCGGCUUGGACACGGCCGCCUCGUCGCCAGGCUCGAGCCUCACAGAUUCUUCAUUACAAGCUCAAUUCUUGACCUUACAAUAGUGGGUCUUGAUUAUACAGAGGGUGACUCAACUUUGCAAAGCCAACAGCCUCACUAUUUGAAAACAAGCUGCAAACCAAGCCUAGAUCAUGGAAGUGCUGUGUACCUACUGGGACAUACAGGGAAAAAGGAACUGGUUAUUGGUGAGGGCAAAGUAGUUAUUGGCACAGACAAUCUCAUAAAGCUUGCAACCAAUGGGGUGACAUGGUGCCCCGGGUCUGCCGGUUUUGAUGCCCAAGGGAAGCUAGCUUUCAUGAUUUGUGAUCCAAUGAAGUUGGCGUCUUCUCCCACCGCAAGAUCAUCCUCGGCAUCCUCAUCCUCAUCACAUUCAUGGAAGAAGGAUCACCCAAUGCAAUUUGGGAUCCCCAUAUCCGUGGUUUGCGAUUGGUUGUAUCAGCAUUGGCAGGGCAACUUGGACGAGGUUAGCAAGCCCAAGUUACCUCUUGUUCGGCUGAUGUCCAGCAGGAGUGAUCACUCAAGCACCUCUUUUACUCGUCGUCAUGUGUUCAAGCCUGACCAAGAGAAUGAUGAUGCUUCCGUCUGUUCAAAGCCUAAAUAUCAGCAGGCAUCAGGAAGCUCAGCCACUGCAAGGAUUUCGCAUGAAGCGAAUCCUCUAGUUGAUCUGCGCACUAGCAGUGAACAGGGGAUUGCAACGCCAGAAAUCUAUGAGUCGCCAAGGCCUUGCCAGGCUCAGAAGGAUGCCGCACCAGGUCAACUCUUGGACAUCAACUUCCCACCCAGGGCUCCAAAUACUAUCUUUCUACCACUGCCUCUGAAGCAAAUGCUUUCUGAUGAGAACAAUGUUGAAACAUCCAAGCCUAAAAAUCGGUCGAAAGACAAUGGUUUCCCAUCAGGGCUGAUGUGGCACCGUAAUAGUGAGGCUGAGUGUCGGAACCCUCCAGUAGCUCUUCGGCAUGAGGAUUGCAGCAGUGAGGGGCAGUCGAGCUUGUCACCUGUUGAGAUACUGGAGUAUAGAGGUCAGGAUCAUUAUAGCAGCGAAGAGGAAACAAUGUACUCAGCUGAAACCAUGGAAAGCAGGAACAUCCCAAGCCCCAGGGAAAAGCAUGUGGGGAGGAGCCAGAGCUGUGUCACCUACAGCAGGUGGAGCUCUCCAAGAACCUCAUCAAUGCAAAACGGAACAUUGCGAAAGCAGCAUACGCUGAUCCCUGUGCGGAAGACACACUCGCAGAACACAGCUCUACCACAGAGGAAUCACGACUAUUUAAGCCCAACGGUCUCCUCAGCUAUGAAGAAGAGGAACUCCAUGGAACAGCAACAACCCACAAAGCCUCGGCAGAGCGUUGUUCACUCUUCCCCAAAAUGGAUGUUUUGAUGAUUCUGUGCAUCUGGUUUUGUGUGUGGAGACGAUGAACAAAGAAUUGCUGUUUUGGUGGAAUCUACUGCUCCUAUGUCUCCUCCUCAGCUUUGUGGGUUGGUGCUGUCUUCCUUGCCAUCUCUCUCACUCUCUCUGGGAUUUUAUUUGCAGAAUGGCUUGGAUAGAUAAAGAGAAACAGAAAGCAAAAAAAAGCAAAAAAAAAUCAACAUGAAAGGUUACAGAUCAAAUGUGUUCAGGGCAUCUUGCGUGAGCUUGCUGCGAAGGGUUGCCAUCUUUGUGUGUAGAUUGGAUAAGAACUACAGACUGGAGUAUUUAGCUUACAAGUUUUAACUAAACAGUUUAAUGGUGAUAUUUGUUUUUGUUUUUGGUAUUCAUCCAUGGGCAUGAGGACUAUAAUCAUUUGGUUUGCUCCUGCAUCGUGGUGUGAUGUAUGCCAUCCUGAAUUAAAUCAGGAUUCUAGAUAGUUGAGGGUUUGGCUACCAAGUGACCUUUUCUGUUCUUUUCUCUCUUUUUUUCAUUUUACCACUUGAAGCAGUCAAGCAGAUACUGCUACAGAUCUGAACUUUGUUGAGGCUUCAGAGUAUAUAUUGUCCGUAAUGUGUUGGCUGUCUGGCAGGCUACAGCAAUGUAAAUAGCUUUUAUGGUGAAUGAUGUGGCAGAGUUCAUCGUGGA